Messenger RNA from Phytophthora nicotianae INRA-310, 531 nucleotides. RefSeq lists its product as hypothetical. NCBI's taxonomy places the organism in Eukaryota, Oomycota, Peronosporomycetes, Peronosporales, Peronosporaceae. The coding region runs from base 1 to 531 and encodes 176 amino acids. The record is from RefSeq and is a predicted model, not a curated record. The transcript has a single exon.
AUGAAGAGUACGCCCCAAGUUCUGGCAGCAUUGGCGAUUGUGGUAGUCGGUACUGCCGCUUUACAAGAAGGCAUCAUAAUCGGGAAAACGUUUGGCGGACCCCACGGUGACGAGUACUCGGACUACCACCUCGUUACGGCAGACCAAAUGGUGCACUGCCUCACAAUCCGCUUUGCUGAUCGCGUGGAUGCCGUCAGUCUCAAUGUGACGGAUCCGGCAGGUCAAAAAACCACCUUUUACCACGGCGGAGAGGAUGGUGACCCAAAAACGCAUUGUCUUGCUGAUAAUGAACACUUCACCGGGUAUCAGGCGCACUGGGGUAAGUACUAUCGCAAAACGCGUCUCAUGUAUGUCGAGUUUACCACCGAUAAGGGAGAAACCAUCUCUGGCGGAACUCCAACGGACGAUAGCGGGAGCAAGGGCAAGGACACCGCUCCAUCGGGUUACCAGUUGGGUGGCUUCGUGGGCUACAGCGGGAACGAACUUGAUUCGAUGGGAGCCAUUUGGACACGCAUCAAGCCGGUGGUGUAG